AGUACUGCAUGAUUGUGGGUUGUGUUAUAAAGAUAAACUAACAUUUAUAAUAUUAGUAAGAUUAAUAAAUAAAAUCAUAAGACUAAUCAAAAAUCAUUCUCAGUACCUGUCUCUCCAAACGUGUAUAAAACCAAAAUUACUUGUCACUGGCUCAAUCCGUAAAGCGAGAGCCAUAAACAAACAAUCAAUAGAAUUGAACGAAAUAAAUUAAAUAUAACAAAUAUUUAUUGAGUGGCAAAGGCAUUAUUGUAUAAAAAUAUGGCAACAGGAGUUGAAAAACAAUUUUUCGGACCAUUGACUUUACACCAACAGACUAAAGUUGCAACAAUUUUCAAGACAGAUGAACCGAAACAUUGUACGUGUAUUUUAUGUGACGAAAAAUUUGUUUUACCUGAGUAUGAACAGCAAUUACUUACUCAUUUAUUCGUAUCACACCGUUUAGUGAUAGCUGAUGUUAAUCAAAUACCAGAUUUGUGUGAUUACCUUCUAUAUUGGAGGUUAAGAUUAAAAGAUCAUGAUCUACCAUACUUUUGCACCACAAUGUUGUUGGAUAGCAAACCUGAUGGUACACAAUCAAAGGAUGAAGAAUAUUAUCUAUUAAGUGAUGUACAUCCUGAAGAUAAGGAACUUCGUAGCAAUUUACUGCAAAAAAGACUAGAAAAACUACUAGAAAUACAUGCUUUUGAACGAGAAGACACAAAUUAUGAACGAGAAUGUUUAUUUUGCCGAUGUCAAUCAAACACAACAAGGGCAAGUUAUUUGAAUCAUCUCUUUGAGAAGCAUAACUUUUAUGUUGCUAAACCAGAAAAUUUAAUAUUUGUAGAUGGUCUUAUAGAUCUUAUCGCGUUAAAGCUAAAGAAUCUACAGUGUAUAUAUUGCGAGGGUGUAUUUAAGGAUCGAAUGAUUCUUAAAGAACACAUGAGAAAGAAAGGACAUAAGAGAAUAAAUCCCAAUAACAAAGAAUAUGAUAAAUAUUUCUUAGUAAAUUAUUUAGGUGAUAAACCGAAAACAACAAAUCAAGCAUGCAAGAAACACUAUCAUGAAGUACAAAAAACUAAACAAUGGGCCAACAAAGAAUGUGACCAGGAUUCAGAUGUUGACAGCGAUCCGGAUUGGUCACAAUGGACCGAAGAGAAUGGACCAUUAAUUACUUGCCUUCUCUGUGAUCAUGGGGAAACGGAAUACCAGAGUAUACUUGAUCAUAUGGAACAAAAACAUGAUUUCUCAUUUACAAAAGAAACGGAUGGUUUACUCUUUUAUCAUAAGAUUAAAAUAGUAAAUUUUAUACGUAGGCAGGUAUAUUUGAAGCAAUGCUGGACGUGUGAUACAAAAUUUGAUGAUGCAAAGAAUCUUGAAAAGCAUUUAAAGGAAACAAAACAUUGGCAAUUGCCGGAAAAAAUGUGGGAUCAACCUGAAUUUUAUUUUCCAACAUAUGAAGAUGAUUUAUUUCUUUGCUUCAUUAAUGAUGACAAUGAUAGCUGGUGGUCAAGUGAUGAUGAGGAAGCCACAAAUAAUAUGAUGUCUGAUGAUAUAUCUAGGGAAAUGGCACUAUCUGUUUUAAAUGAUUAAAAAAAGCUUGUAAAAUAUUUAAUCUCAAUCUGCUGUAGAACUGUAAAAUGUUAUUUUGUGCAAUAACACUAAGCAAUAUAGAGGUUGUGUGUUUGUAUCCUAAAUGUUAGUUAAUGAUAAUUGACAUUGACUUCUAAAAGACAAGACAUGUCAAGCUUGCCCAUUCUCCUCUAUUAAAUAUAAAUGAUCAAUAAGAUCUAUGAUUGCUUAUGUCUCGUUUUGUGUAAUUUUUUCAGUCAGUAUGCGUUCAUAAAAUCCUGACAAUUUUACUUAAGCAUUAGUGAGUGAUUGUCAUCUUUACCCCAGCGAAAAGUGACAGAAUUUAUUUAGUACAAUGAUGCCUAUUUGCCUAGUCCAUUUCUCUAUAGUCAAGGCCUUUAUUUCGUGCAGAAACAAACAUUGCUUGUUAACUUAACUUUUCAUAAUAUAUAAAACUUAUA
Molecule: messenger RNA, 2009 nt
Organism: Papilio machaon (common yellow swallowtail)
Lineage: Eukaryota; Metazoa; Arthropoda; Insecta; Lepidoptera; Papilionidae
Product: zinc finger protein 277
Exons: 2
Coding region: 259-1569 (436 amino acids)
Source: RefSeq, a predicted model, not a curated record